AUGGAAGACCUCAACGCUCAAAAGGGACCUGUUCAGCCUGCCGAUGCCGAGGAUCCCGCCGUUCCAAACGCUUCUACCCAGAUUUCUAUUGCUCAAGUGGUCGAUGGGCAGCAUGUCAGCACUCCCACCCCAACUUCUCACUCUGAUAGUACCCGGGUUAUUGCCACACAAGACACAUCCACUGAAGGCUCUGCUUCCUUCUUGAUGGCGGCUCAAGGUGUCCCCGCUGACAAUCUCCGUGGUCAAAAUUUCGGAUCUGGUACUGUGGUUUAUGUCGCAAGACCACCAACUCGCAACACGACAAUUGAUCCUCCCCAGAAAGUACCUCAGGGCUACUCCACUUCAGAGCAAUCCAUCAAUGCCUCAGGUCUCCAAGGCGUUCCGCCUCCAGGAGAUCACAACAUUAGGGCUGUUACUCAGAGCGCCAAUACCUUAAGUCUCAUGCCACUGGGCCCUGGAGUCAACCCCAUUGCUGACCACACUGUCAACUCCCUUAGUUAUCUAAUGAAUUCCGAGGCCAAUCAGAGAAAUGCAGGUGAAGGUCUUCAUCCAUCACUCUCUGCAGCGAAUACCCACUCGCCAGGCGUUAGUGUCAGUAUGCCUUUCUACCCACCGAACAGUGGAAAUUCCUCAGCAAACAGUGGGAAUGAGCAGGCUCUUCCGAUUCCGAAUCCAAAUCCGGGAAACGUUGUCGCAGGCACAUCCUCCUCUAGCCACAACCGGCCAGGUACUUCUGCUGCUCCCCGCGCGGAAGAUCCUGUCGCGGUUGCUCUUCUGGAACACAUCUAUUCAGGGAGGGGUGGGCCGUUUGAUGCCCUUCCGCAUAUGAGACGUCGCAACCAGGCUCAAGCCAACGCCCAAGAUGAUGCUCGAGCCCACGCUGCUGCUCAGGACAACAUUACUGUUCAGGCCAACGCCGCUGCUCAAGCUGGUGCCGCUGCCUAUCUCAACUACAUUGCUCCUCGGACCGUGUUGCAGUCGCACAAUCCGGGCCAAUCAACUCACGUCCCAAAUCAGCCUCUUGGUGUGCAAGCCUUGAUGAACCGAGCUAAUCAAGCUCGUAACGCUCGGGCUCGGAAUCCCAGGAAUCAUAGCCAGGGUCCUGUUUUCGACCCUAGAGACGCUGUAGCUGUUGAGCUUAGUAAUAACAUUGCGAUCAACUCUCGGACUAUAGCCGAGCACCGUGGUAGAGUCCAGCACUACGCUUCAAACUUUCAGCGUGCUCGCUCAAAACCGCAGGCUCAGCGUGUUCUUCAGCAGGGUCAGCCCCCAAUCACAACCCCAGCCACUGGUUCUCAGCCUGCAACUCCAAGCACUGGUUCUCAGCCCGCAACCCCAACCACUGGUUCUCGGCCUACAGAUCAAGACCCAGCGAGCGCUAGUGGAGAGACCCAAACAACCAACAACGCGUUUGAUGGCAUGCUCCAGAUCAUUGGUGAGCAAGAUACUCAGCUUGCAGCAGCCGGGCUUGAUCGUCUUGGAUUUCCUGUCGAAGUUCCACCCCGACCGACCCAGGUUUACUUACCAAACGAUAUGCUCCAGGCGUACUUGAUCCGAAUGCAGCUCAUUGGUGGUAUCCCCCCAAAUGAAGUCAUACGUAUGGACAGCCAUACUACUCAGCAACGGCUGCGGUACGGCGAGAGAAGAGCCAGCAAUCCUGCUAUCAUCAAUGUGAACCGACGAAUCGGUAGAUUGGAAAUUCCAUACAUACCCCCUGCACGAUUCACCGGUCGCCUUGAACCCCUUCCCACUGACACGGAAGGUUGGUACCCGGCUGUUCCUGAAGAUGUGCAGGCCCUUCCUUCUAGUGCUUCUCUUCCCCCGCCUGAUGACAGCGGUGGAAACAACACUGGUGUUUUUGCAUCUGAUACAGAGCUUCUUCAGCAUAUUUUCCCGGAGAACACCCAGCAGGAAUCCGACAAUGACGUUAUUAUGAGUGACUCCAACAACACUACUCCGCAGUCGCAGAACAGUGAAGACAGCAACCCGACUGAUUCGGCGGACAGAGAAUGUAUGGAAGGACUUGAGCCAGGAGCGAAUUGA
Messenger RNA from Penicillium odoratum, 2043 nucleotides. RefSeq lists its product as uncharacterized. The record is from RefSeq and is a predicted model, not a curated record. The transcript has a single exon. The coding region runs from base 1 to 2043 and encodes 680 amino acids. NCBI's taxonomy places the organism in Eukaryota, Fungi, Ascomycota, Eurotiomycetes, Eurotiales, Aspergillaceae.